Syngnathus acus (greater pipefish) is the source of this 2330-nucleotide messenger RNA. It is a transcript of the gene dclre1c, whose product is annotated as DNA cross-link repair 1C, PSO2 homolog (S. cerevisiae). NCBI's taxonomy places the organism in Eukaryota, Metazoa, Chordata, Actinopteri, Syngnathiformes, Syngnathidae. Gene Ontology annotation, biological process: double-strand break repair via nonhomologous end joining; interstrand cross-link repair; protection from non-homologous end joining at telomere. The record is from RefSeq and is a predicted model, not a curated record. Bases 352 to 2166 code for a protein of 604 amino acids. Gene Ontology annotation, molecular function: damaged DNA binding; 5'-3' DNA exonuclease activity. The transcript is spliced from 14 exons.
UCCGCGUCCUUGUUCCCCAUUUCGCCUGAGCCCCGAUGCCAAACUGACGAUUUGACCAAAAUAAGGGGAAAGUGGCGACGUUCGGUAUAAAAUUCCCGUUUCAGCGCCAAAACUACACCAUCAGCGCCCCCCGAUUAAAGCAGCAACGCAACCGGUGCCGCCAUGUUUGAUGACGCAGGUUCAACACCGCGGCGCAAACCCGUGACGUAAACACAUCCGUCGGUGCGCCCCCGAACACCCUGUACACUUUAGGACUCAGUGUACACUUGACCGAGGAGGGAGGGCAGAUUAGGUGACAAUACCAGAAAGUGGAUUCUUUUCAUUGGCUUUCACGGGCGUAUCGAUGCCAACAUGAGCUCGUUUGCCGGUCGAAUGAAGGAAUAUCCGAACAUUUCUCUGGAUUGCUUCGACCGUGACAAUUUGCACGCACGGGCCUACUUCUUGUCGCACUGUCACAAAGAUCACAUGAGAGGGAUUAAAGGUCCCAAACUGAAGCGAAGACUGCGCUCGAGCAGUCGAGUCAAACUGUACUGCUCGCCGGUGAGCAAAGAACUUCUGCUGAGCAGCCGCAAGCACCUCUUCUGGGAGCAGUACAUUGUUCCCUUGGAGCUGGAGAGCCCCACUCAGAUUUCGCUGGUGGACGAGGCGUCAGGAGAGAGCGAGGAGCUGGUGGUGACGCUGCUCCCUGCCGGACACUGUCCCGGAUCCGUCAUGUUCCUGUUUGAAGGCCGCCGUGGAAACGUGUUGUACACGGGAGACUUCAGGCUGGCCCUGGGAGACGUCGCCAGGAUGGAACAUCUGCAUUCGGGCGGCAGGGUGAAGGACAUCCAGAGCGUGUACGUGGACUCCACCUUCUUUGACCCGCGCUUCUACCAGAUUCCUUCCCGGGAGACGUGCGUGAGCGCUAUCGUGCGUCUGGUGGGCGACUGGAUCGCCCGCAGCGCCCUGCACGUGGUUUGGCUAAACUGCAAGGCGGCCUACGGCUACGAGUACUUGUUCACCAGGCUGGGCCAGGAGUUCAACACGCGGGUGCACGUGGACAACCUUCUGAUGUUCCGGAGGAUGCCGGAGAUCCUGAGCUACGUGACCUGCGAGCGCCGGACGCAGAUUCACGCCUGCCGACACCGGAAGAGUCAACAGUACGUCCACGGCAACCGGCUGCCGUGCGCCUGCGGCACUGGCGCCGACCUGCGUGUGCUCAGCAUCAAGCCGUCCACCAUGUGGUUCGGGGAGAGGACGCACGCCAGCGACGUGGUCAUCAAGUCGGGGAACGACGCCUUCCGAGCCUGCUUCAGCUUCCACUCGUCCUACUGCGAGGUCAAAGACUUUCUGUCCUACCUGCAGCCCGUGCAGGUCUUCCCCAACGUGGUCCCCAUGGGGAGCACCCUCGCCGAGGUCACACGCAUGCUCCGGAUGACGUGCAGGAAGCGGCCGCGGGAUGACUUGGCUUACAAACCGCUGGGCCUGCUCAAACGCCGCCGCCGCCUCGCCACACUGACAACGGCGCCGCCUGAUGCAGAUCCAGACAGCGACGACGACCUCUUUGAUGGCCUGGCGGCGGCUUUGCCGAAGAAGCUGCCACGGACGAGUCGGCAUCACCCCGACGAGCACAGAGCGCCCCGGGCCGCGCCCCAGGCCACGCCCCACACCGCGCCCCACGCCACCCCCGAGGAAAACUCACUGUGGCUCGUCGCACGCGACCGCAGCGACAUCAACAACUUCAUGGACUGCACCGAGUCCAACGACGAUGACGACAGCGAGGAGGACGAGCAAAGCGACCGAGACCAGACUAAAUGGCUGGGUCAAAGGGGAAGCCCCUGCGGCGAGCCGCCCAAAUGGGAGGACUUCUUCACCGUGGACAGCCAGAACAACCUCAACGGCCAACGGCAGGCCCGUCGCCCCUUUAGCCCCGCACUCUCCGGGCCGUCGAGCGAGCGGGAAGACGACGACGACGACGUCGCCGACUUCUCUCUCUCGCUGUCCGCCUCCGAUCAUUCUUGGCAGAAGCGCGACGCUUCGGAAGCGGACGAGCCGCCUCCCUCCUCGCAGUCCUCGUCCGAUUUUGACGUGGCAUGCACGCCCGACUCCAAAAGGCCCACGCCCGAGCAGCUGGCGCGCCUCUACAGGAAGUUGGCCGACGGAGACGACCUUUCUUGUCCUGACUGAAUCCAAAAGACGGCUGGCUGGCUGGCUGGCUGGCUUCCCACUUUAGUGCCACAGAAUAAAGCUUUUUCUUCUUUCUUUCUUUCUUUUUUCUUUCUUUCUCUUUCUUUCUUUCACUGAACCAACACGUGCUUGUUGGAAAAGAAAUAAAUGCCACAAACAACAUA